UUCUCUAACCUACUGACUUAAUUUUUAGCUGUGGGCAGUCUCAUCUGAACCAAAUGGAACUAUUUGACUCUCUCUGUCUUUCCUCUUUUUCUAACUUUAUCCACAGUGUUAACGUUGCUUGCUCUUUUUCCUGGAAAUAAAAUCUGAUAAUCUGAUCUUCUCUUUAAGCAUAUUUCUGAAAUCAUCUGCCCAAUAACUGCAGUCUCUUUCAACCUUUUCUUGCUGGCUGCAGUAUUUAUCACUCUCUUUGAGCACAAUUAAGUUAAAUCUCCCUUCUUCUCCCUUCAAAUUUACUAUACACCUUCAAAAUGUUCAUAACAUAAAUGCAUCCACGCCUCGCCUCUCCUUCCCGCAUAGAAACCAUGCAAGUUCUUGCACUGAUUCUUCUUUGAGCUUCAUUUAAUUCUCAGCACAUCAACAUCUUGAGUAGUUAGAUGCUGGCCCGUUAAUCUUGCUGCUGCAAAGAGCAUAAACCGGAGCUUUCACACCUUUUUGCUCUUGAAGAGGGAACAGUAUCUCCCAGUUUUCACCUGAAAAAGGGAAGCAGUUUGUCUCUCUGUCUCCUUCUCUUCUCUAGGGUUAUUUGCUCCACUCACCUUUCCUCGCAAGCAAGAAACAAAGAGAGAAAGAACGAAGGAAGGUAGGAAACCAGGUAGCUAGAAGCAGGACGGCCUACAGUAUCUUCAAAAUCUCCUUGCAAGAUCCUGAUAAAGAAAGCAAGAAAACCCUAAUCCAAAUACCAGCUUAGAUCUUCAUUUACAUGGAUUUAGCUUCCCCAUCAACAAACCCCACAUAUGCAAGCGCUAUAAUCACCAGCCCCACUAACACCACCACUGCAAACACCACAGCAAACACCACAGCCACCUCAAGUUUAGCCACAAGCAUAUCCCCACCUUCCACUCCAAGUCGCUAUGAGAACCAAAAGAGAAGGGACUGGAACACUUUCUGCCAGUACCUUAGGAAUCACAGGCCUCCUUUAACACUCCCAAUGUGCAGUGGAGCCCAUGUUCUUGAAUUUUUAAGGUACCUAGACCAAUUCGGCAAAACCAAAGUCCACAACCAAACUUGCCCUUUCUUUGGCCUCCCUAACCCACCCGCACCAUGCCCGUGCCCCCUCCGACAAGCAUGGGGAAGCCUCGAUGCUCUCAUUGGAAGGCUCAGAGCUGCCUACGAGGAACAUGGAGGGAGGCCAGAAGGGAACCCAUUUGGUGCAAGAUCGGUGAGGAUUUACUUAAGGGAGGUUAGGGAUUUUCAAGCUAAAGCAAGGGGAGUUAGCUAUGAUAAGAAGAGAAAAAGGCCCAAGCCAAAAGUAGCAGCGGCAGCAGCAGCAGCAGCAGCAGCUGAUCCCAGCACAGGUUAGUGGUCAAAAUUAAAGAGUCAAUGGCCACGGAGAAGCUGAAGCUAUCACCAGCAGCUUUUAGCUAUAUGGGAUGAUAUGUUGAGAUUUGUGGGUACCAGUGGAUUUGCUCUUUAAGGGACAGCUGCAUGGUAAUGACCUAGAACCAGCUGGAGCAGCUGCAGUAGUAGUAAUAAUUAAUCGUAUCAGUGAUACUAGACUAGCAGCAGAAAUCAUGGAAGCAAGUGCAGCUACUAUACUUGUGGUAAGAAAUUAAUAUGUACCUGAACAAUCAAAUCUGAGUUCUUGUUAAUUAUAAAUACUCUUAAUUGAGUCUUUUCUUCA
Populus nigra (black poplar) is the source of this 1681-nucleotide messenger RNA. RefSeq names its product protein LIGHT-DEPENDENT SHORT HYPOCOTYLS 1-like. NCBI's taxonomy places the organism in Eukaryota, Viridiplantae, Streptophyta, Magnoliopsida, Malpighiales, Salicaceae. The transcript has 2 exons. Bases 761 to 1360 code for a protein of 199 amino acids. Gene Ontology annotation, biological process: mRNA transcription; response to light stimulus. The record is from RefSeq and is a predicted model, not a curated record. Gene Ontology annotation, cellular component: nucleus.